GCAGCAUGCAGUAUGGUGGGAGAGGCAGGUUUGUUGACUCAGUCGGAUCUUGGGAUAGCCCGGAGCGGUCGUAGACAAAGUAGCUAGCUCUCUAUUACAGUCCGAACCUCCUAUCCAAAAUAAUAAUAAAAAUACUAAUAAUAAUCCAGUUAUGUAGUUCUAUGUACAAGCACUCUUUGAGCAUGAGAGGAGGCCUGUAAGCAAAAGAUGUUCGAGCUACCGGGGGAGCCUUUGAACAAGCCUGGUGUUAGUAGCAUUAGCUUAAUUUGGAAGAUAGACGAGAUAAACAAUUGAAGUUCCCCAGGAGGAGUGAGACAACUCCGGCUAGGCUAACCGGUGCUAGCCUCGGUCAGCUGUAGUAAGCUGGCGAGUGACGUGGGACAUGGGAUCCUUCAUAUUUCUACAAGGACUGAGACUGUAAAUUAUUCGGUGAGUGACCACAGAAAACGGUAUUUCUGCGCUGCUGGGAAGCUCUCUGGUCCAGGCUUCGCUGCUGGCCUUGGAAGUUAGCAGACGGCUAAUAGCUUCACGUCUGCCUUUCCACUAGGGUGCAUGUUGCUGAUGGCUUCCCCGCCAGCUAUGGACACUGUGACUGACUCGUGCCCCACGGUACACCAAAAUGGGACCGCCCAUCGAGAAUCUUCAGACACAAGACAAGCUGCUCCUGUUCUGAGGCUUCAUUUCUACCACAGCAGCCAGGGAGCAGCCGAAAGCAGCUUCCUCAGCUACCCACCUGGGGACUAUGUGGCUGAGGAGCUGUGUAUAGAUGCAGCCAAGGCGUGCUGUAUAUCACCCCUGUACUACAGCCUUUUUAGCCUUUUCCGAGAGGGUGAGAGCACGUGGUUUUCUCCCAACCACAUCUUCCGACUUGAUGAACUGGCUUCUGAAGAUCUGUUUUUCAGAAUACGGUACUACUUUCCUGGCUGGUACAGUAAUGGGGCAUCGCGGGCUUAUCGAUAUGGUGUCAAAAAGGGGUCAGAGAGUCCUGUCCUUGAUGAUAAUGUAAUGUCCUACCUCUUCUCUCAGUGGAGGAAUGACUUUGUGAAUGGAGUGGUGAAGAUUUCCAACUCCCAUGAGUCACAGGAAGAGUGCCUUGGUAUGGCGGUGCUGGACAUGACGAGAAUAGCUAAGGAAAGGCAGAUGUCCCCUUUGGACAUCUAUCACAAUACAAGCUACAAGUCCUUCUUACCAAAGGGUAUGAGAAAUCAGAUCCAAGAUUGUAGUUUUUUAACUCGUAAGAGGAUCCGUUUCCGCUUCAAGCGCUUCAUCCAGCAAUUCAGUCAUUGUCGCACCACGGUCCGCGAUCUGAAGCUCAAGUACCUCAUCAGCAUCGAGUCACUAGAAAAGGCCUUCUACACAGAGACCUUUCAGGUCAAAGAUCCAGCUAGCGGACCGCUCAUCAUUCUGGUUGCUGCCGACACUGGAAUCCAGUGGUGUCGAGAGAAAGUAAACGAUUCUGACGAGGAGCUGCAGACAUUGUGUGACUUCCCUGACGUCACCGACAUCAGCAUCAAGCAGGCAAGCAAAGAUGGCGCCACAGAAAGCCGGUUGGUCACAAUCAAUAAACAAGAUGGGAAAAAUCUGGAGCUGGAGUUUCAUAAUCUGUUUGAGGCUCUCUCCUUCACCUCCCUCAUCGAUGGCUACUAUCGUCUAACCACAGAUGCGCAUCACUACCUUUGUAAAGAGGUUGCACCUCCCAGGCUUGUUGAGGCCAUAUCUUGUCAUUGCCAUGGCCCCAUUUCGAUGGAGUUUGCCGUCAGUCGAUUUCAGAAGUGUGGAAACAAGCGGGGUUUGUACAUCUUGAGAUGUAGCCCCAAAGACUUUAAUAAGUAUUUCAUAACUUUCCCAGUGGAGGUGUUGGAUUCGGUGAAUUACAAGCACUGCCAGAUCACCAGGUCUGCCUCUGGUGAUUAUAACCUCAGUGGAACAAAAAGAAACUUCAGUACCUUGCAGGAGUUGCUCAGCUGCUACCAAAAAGAAACGGUUCGCUCGGACAAUAUCGUUUUCCAGUUCAGCAAGUGCUGUCCUCCUCAGUACAAAGAAAAAUCCUGCCUCCUCAUCUGCAGGAGCAACAAGGGUUCUGAAGUGUCUCUCUCUCCCUCACUGCAAAGACACAACAUUAGUCAGAUGGUGUUUCACAAGAUCAGGAAGGAAGACUUGGACUAUGUGGAAAGCCUUGGACAAGGGACAUUUACAAAGAUCUUCAAAGGGGUCCGAAAGGAGCUGGGAGACUACGGACAGAUGCACGAAACGGACGUUGUAAUGAAAGUUCUGGACGUGGCCCACAGAAAUUAUGCCGAGUCUUUCUAUGAAGCAGCCAGCAUGAUGAGCCAGUUGUCCCAUAAACACCUGAUUCUGAACUAUGGUGUGUGCGUCUGUGGAGAAGAGAAUAUCAUGGUGCAGGAGUAUGUAAGGUUUGGCUCGCUGGACACCUACCUCAAGAAGAACAAGAACUCUAUAAACAUUCAGUGGAAGCUGGAAGUGUCAAAACAGCUGGCCUGGGCCAUGAACUUCCUGGAAGAGAAGAAUCUUGUCCAUGGGAAUGUUUGUGCCAAAAAUGUUCUGCUGAUCAGGGAGGAGGAUCGGAAAGCUGGGAACCCUCCUUUCAUCAAGCUCAGUGACCCUGGAAUCAGCAUCAGCAUCCUGCCUAAAGAGAUCCUGAUUGAAAGGAUCCCCUGGGUGCCACCUGAAUACAUACAGGAGUCUACCAAGCUGAGCCUAGCAGCAGACAAGUGGAGCUUUGGCACCACUUUGUGGGAAAUAUGCAGCGGUGGAGAGAAACCCCUCGCAGGGCUGGACAACUCUAAGAAAGUCCUGUUCUACAACGAUCAGCAGCAUCUUUCAGCACCAAAGUGGACAGAACUGGCUAACCUGAUUACCAGCUGCAUGGAUUACGAGCCCACAUUCAGACCCACAUUCCGGGCAGUAAUCCGCGACCUUCACAGCCUUUUCACACCAGAUUACGAGUUAAUCAUGGAGGACAUACUGCCAAAUCGAACCACUGGUGCUAGCUGGACAACCGGGGGUUUGGAAAACCAGGAGCCGGCUCUGUUUGAAGAACGCCACCUCAUAUUUUUACAGUUGCUCGGCAAGGGAAACUUUGGCAGUGUGGAGAUGUGUCGCUACGACCCACUUCAGGACAACACAGGAGAGGUUGUGGCUGUGAAGAAACUCCAGCAAAGCACAGCAGAGCACAUACGAGACUUUGAGCGGGAGAUUGAGAUCCUGAAAUCUCUCCAGCAUGAGAACAUUGUCAAGUAUAAGGGAGUUUGUUACAGUGCAGGUCGUCGGAAUCUUCGCCUCAUCAUGGAAUAUCUUCCCUUCGGAAGUCUUCGCGACUACCUCGUUAAAAACAUGGAGCGAAUUGACCAUAAAAAGCUGGUCCAUUACGCCUCUCAGAUCUGCAAGGGAAUGGAGUAUCUGUCAAGUAAACGAUACAUCCACAGAGAUCUGGCCACCAGGAACAUCCUUGUUGAGAGUGAGCUGAGAGUAAAAAUUGGAGAUUUUGGCCUCACCAAAGUUCUGCCUCAAGACAAAGAGUAUUAUAUGGUCCAAGAACCAGGAGAGAGCCCCAUAUUCUGGUAUUCCCCUGAGUCGUUGACCGAGAGCAAGUUCUCUGUUGCCUCAGAUGUCUGGAGCUUUGGAGUGGUGCUGUAUGAGCUCUUCACCCACAGUUACAAAAACUGCAGUCCUCCUGCAGUUUUCAUGUCAAUGAUGGGUAACGACAAGCAGGGACAGCUGAUUGUCUAUCACCUCAUUGAGCUCCUCAAAUCAGGCAGCAGGCUGCCUCAACCCCUGGGUUGUCCUUCAGAGAUAUAUAGUAUUAUGGAGGAGUGUUGGGAUAAAGACCCAACUCUACGUCCGUCUUUUAACGAGCUGGCUUUGCGCAUCGACCUCAUCAGGGACGAGGAAUUUUGAAAAUAAAGUGCCCACCUUGUUUUGAACCCAAGACAUUAGAAACGCUGCUGCCCAGAUUGUGGCUGAAGUAUGAAGACCAAAGAAAGGAUCAUCUGCCCCAGCAUGCUCUAAAGCGCCAAGACUUAGAAUGAGGAUCUACUGCCGAGGUGCCUUCAAGCAUGGCACUUUUCUGAUGUGGAGCAGCACAGUGGCCUUUGGCUGGUUGGAAAUGCUCAGACGGCUAAAAAAAUUUUGAAGGGGAUGCCGCUGAAAAUGAGCAACUGUAUUUGGUCAAAGUUUGAAAAGAAGACUUGAAGCAACAAUAGAGACUGUGACAAAACUGUUGCCAGACCUAAAGCUAGAAACGCUUGUGGUGAACAAGUUCUUUAUGUGAUUAUUGUGUGUGUCUGUGAGUGUGUGAGCAUGUGCCUCUGCAUGUAAGGAGCUAGCUGGGCUAGCUCCAACGUCCCCGUCUGUCACCUAAGAAGUGAACUAAUAGCUUAUUUUUUAUAUGUUUAACUGACUGUAUUAUAGCUGUAGCAUUGUGUACAUAUGUCAGAAAGAUUUUAUAAUUUUAUAAAUUUAAAUAAUAUUAACACUAUUUGAGGUGCCAGCAACUGCCAUUGUAAAGUAUGUGCAUAAAAAGGUGAUCUUAAAAAUCUGUCAAGUUUUUGUUGUGGCAUGGUAAUUAAAGAACAUAUCUGUGAAGCAA
This is a messenger RNA of Cyprinodon tularosa, 4609 nucleotides long. It is a transcript of the gene jak2b, whose product is annotated as Janus kinase 2b. The transcript is spliced from 24 exons. The record is from RefSeq and is a predicted model, not a curated record. Gene Ontology annotation, biological process: cell differentiation; intracellular signal transduction; cell surface receptor signaling pathway via JAK-STAT. Gene Ontology annotation, cellular component: cytoskeleton; membrane; cytosol. Bases 553 to 3918 code for a protein of 1121 amino acids. NCBI's taxonomy places the organism in Eukaryota, Metazoa, Chordata, Actinopteri, Cyprinodontiformes, Cyprinodontidae. Gene Ontology annotation, molecular function: ATP binding; cytokine receptor binding; non-membrane spanning protein tyrosine kinase activity.